Messenger RNA from Cladocopium goreaui, 2706 nucleotides. The record is from the annotation of a GenBank genome assembly. NCBI's taxonomy places the organism in Eukaryota, Dinophyceae, Suessiales, Symbiodiniaceae.
AUGCACCUGGACGAGCCUACGGUGCUGUUGCCACCCUGGUUCGACCGGCCGAUGAAUGGCUUGGUGCAGACGCACGCAGCCCAUGGGCGGCGGCCAUCGAAACGAGAAGGUGGCGUGAGGGAAUGCAUUGAGGGUCGCUACAUGCAUGCAUCCACCACUGGCCGGGCAGCUCUGGGUCAGCGGACCGUCAAAGGACACGACUCCGCAAAGGACUUGCUCGGUUAUGGCGCUGAAGUUGCACCCAAAGGUCGUGAGCAGCACCCGCACCCACCACGGGCACCGCACGCGCCGCACGCGCCGCACGGGCCAAACCACGCGCCCGUGCACGCGGCGGCGCAUGUCGCGGUACAUCCCAAUGAGCAGCCGCCAUGGAUGCAGCCGCCCAAAAGAAAUCGCCACUGGGAUGCAGCCGCACUGCGAAUGGUAGCGGUGGUGCUCCAGUUAGCGAAUGGGAUGAUUGGGAUGAUUGGGAUAUGUCCAGCGGAAGUCGCAGUGGUGCCACCCUGGGCGCAGGACAGCUUCGCCAUGCCCUUCCCCAAACGGGAAGCUCGACGUCCAAGCUUAGACACAUGGCAGGCAUAUGGCUGCGGAGAUCCACCUGCUGAGGGGAGUAGAGCAAAAAAAGGGAACCUACCUGUGAAGGUCGAGAUCGAGCCGCUGCUUUCAAAUGUGAAACGCCCGCAGAAAGAACGCACCACGUGUCUUGGUUCGCUGCGUUUCUGCCUGGGUGAAAUUGACCUCCUGAGGUUGAUGUCAGACAUCAAAAUUUGGAUGCUGACCCAAAAAGACAAAUAUGCCAUCAUCGAUCCGUUCAUGGAGGGCGAAAUUGCCAACGAGACGUGGGGCUUCUUCGCGGUCUACGACGGCCACGGUGGGGCCUUAGCGGCGGAGCAUUGCGAAGCGGAGCUGCACAAGGUCUUGGCGCAAGAGUUGCGGAGCGCCAUGAAGGCCCGCCGGCCCAGCUCGCCUCUACGAGACGAGGCUGUGGCAGAAGCCAUGACGCGAAGCUUCCAGAAGGCCGACGAACAGCUCCGCACCGUGGGCGCCUGGCGCUACGGCUGCACCGCCACGGUGUGUCUGGUGCGGCGCAUGGUGCAGUCCGUGCGCAUCCACGUGGCGUGGACGUUGGUUGGACGUUGGGGACGUUGCUUCAGCGGUGGGGUCGAUGUAGGGGUGGCUCAACAACCGCAAUGGCCAUGUCACGUGGCUCAAGACCAACGCCACAUCGCGUUGCGCGACUGCGAUGAGUCGAUGUUCGGUCCAUGUUCCACGGACCCGGUCCGCCUGGCGCGUCCGGCGUGCGCAAGCUGGGCUUGGAGAACAAGCGUCUCCGAGGCGAACUGCCUGCCCCCGGACGGCCUGCGCCGUGCCUUGUCCAGCGUCUACUUCGCCAACGGACGUUUCAAAGCGGGUGACAUGGAAGAUGCCAGUGAAACCUUGGACGCCUUGCUGGGCAUUUUGCACGCUUGUCAUUUGGAGCAGCGUUCCCCCGCCAUACCUGCGCAGAUGUUGGAUCUUUCACAUGUCGAGAAAGCGAGCACCUUCGGAUGUCAUCCCCUGUGCUUUGCCCACGAUAUCUUUGGAAUCGAAUAUGUUGAUGUGCCACAUUGCACCUUCUGUGGAGCCACUGGAGAGCCGUCCAUGUCAAGCUCCUAUCUCUACACCACCUAUGCCAGUGAGCUGCUGGCCAUCGUGGGAAGCCGCUCGGGUUCCUGCGAAGAUGAGUUCACUACGGAUCCCAUAGGAGUCUUUCAAGACAUGUUGACCAAAGCGACCUCCAGAUUCUCGGGGCCUCCUGCGAGUCUUCCAGAUCUUCUGCGAGCACUUGGUCAAGGGCGUCAGCAGCCGUGCAUUGAUUGCAAAUCGUUCAAGAUCCAUGCAGAAAGAUGGCUAACGAGAAAGCCACGGAUCUUCACGAUCUCACUGGUUUGGCCCAACACCACACCCUUUUCGGAUGACAUUUGGCUAAUCCUCUGCAUGUUGAAACCCCGGCUGAAGAUGGAGCAGAUCUUCAAAGUUUCUCCACCUUCUGAUGACGUGUCCUACUGUUUUCAUGGGAUGAUCUGCUACAAAGCGAGCCAGCACUACGUGGCCGUCUUCUGGUGCCAAUCCACGAAGCGCUGGACCUUCUUCGACGAUCGCCUGGUUGAGGAGAAGGAGGACUGGCUGCAGGUGGCUAACUUCCUGUUGCAGGAUGGGUACAUGCCCACCUUGAUCUUCUACGAACGCCUGGACUCCGACGUCCCUCCGUCAUCGCUGGAAGAAUUGGAUCGACAGGUGCAGCAGUUACAGGUGGCCAAUGUGGGCGACUCUCGCGCCGUCUGCAUCGAUGGCUGCGGAGGGACUCAGCGCCUGUCCAUGGACCAUCGCCCCAGCGACCCGGCCGAAGCCCGCCGAGUGCGUGAAGAAGGCGGAUUCGUGACCAUGGGCCGUGUAGCAGGCGAGUUGGCGAUCAGCCGCGCCUUGGGUGAUCUCUUGCUGAAAAAUUCAGGCCUGAGCUGCAAACCCUCGGUGCGGGCGCACGACGCCAAGCGCGACCUGGCGCUCUGCGUGGCCAGCGAUGGCUUAUGGGACUUCGUGGAAGAGAAGGAGGUUGGGAAGGUUGUCCUGGAGUGCAGCAACUCGACCAUUGUAGGGGUUUCCUACAAUAGGGUACCCCAAAGUGGAUGGUUUAUAGGGGAACAUCCGAAAAUUUUCCAUGGAUGA